This is a messenger RNA of Ambispora gerdemannii, 777 nucleotides long. The record is from the annotation of a GenBank genome assembly. Lineage: Eukaryota; Fungi; Glomeromycota; Glomeromycetes; Archaeosporales; Ambisporaceae.
AUGACUCUGACGCGUGCUCAACGUGCCCGUUCUAUUAAUAAUAGAUCUUUAGGGAUAAAUGUAGCUCCAACACCACCAGCUCCGUUAUCUUCCUCUAUAACAUCAUCAUCCACAAUCGCAGCAAGAAACAGUCGCGCUAACAUCAAAAAACGUCCUGUUCGUGUUCAACGACGUAGCAUCAAAGUGGUCAACUAUCACGAAUCUUCUUCCACUUCGUUUUCCUCUUCUGAUGAGAAUGAAGGUAAUGACAAUCCUUCGGUCACUACUCCGAAUAGAAAUGAUACGAGCACCGAGAAAAAGAAUCGCCGAGAAACAAGUAUUAGUACUUCCGAUCUUGAGAGUCUCGACGAUGUUUCUGACCUGUCGAGUAAUAUUACUUCAGAAGCAGAAGAUCCCAAUUCUGAUACCGAGUUAAGCGUUCCAAUUUUCACCAAAGAAUUUUUAACUUAUCAUAACGAAAAAGAAGCUAAACAAUUUCAGCUCUCCAACCUAAGUCAAACGAACACUAGUGAAAUUGACACGCUUCGAGCUCGCAUUCACUCGAUUCGUUCCGACUCAGAGACGAAACUGGAAAUAUGUAAGGCACUAGAGAUCUCCAACCAACAAAUCAUUCAACAGGUCAACGAGAUCCGUCUUGCGUUAGGACUGUUGGAGCGUGUGAUUGGUCCAACGGUCAGAUCUUCUGGUAUGCGUUUGGAUGAUGCCGAAAAUUUGGCCGCAUAUGUUGAUGGCUUUCGCGAGAGAGUCGCUAGUGGGUGUUUAUUACAACCUGAAUAA